Betta splendens (Siamese fighting fish) is the source of this 4470-nucleotide messenger RNA. It is a transcript of the gene sel1l, whose product is annotated as SEL1L adaptor subunit of ERAD E3 ubiquitin ligase. The transcript has 21 exons. Gene Ontology annotation, cellular component: endoplasmic reticulum membrane. Gene Ontology annotation, biological process: ERAD pathway. Lineage: Eukaryota; Metazoa; Chordata; Actinopteri; Anabantiformes; Osphronemidae. The record is from RefSeq and is a predicted model, not a curated record. Bases 446 to 2872 code for a protein of 808 amino acids. Gene Ontology annotation, molecular function: protein binding.
GAGAAUAGGAAGUGUCGAUCUGUAGUAGGGCUUAACAUGGGUAGUUAGCUAUAAAUCGAACGGUGAAGGUUUUGUAUCUGGUCCUUAAACUUCGGUGUCUUGCAGUAAUGCUAGGUACUUGUUAAUGUGUAGAACGUGUAGAUGGGUCGGAUGUGUCUUUUGUAAAACCUGAGCCGUGUUUUGUGAGGCUGUGGGUCAACAUCAUAUUAGCUAAACGUCAUCUGAGACAAUUAUCACUUUGCUAGCUUAGCACUGGAAUUGGUUAGCUUCUUUGACAGAACAGUCGCUAAAAUUAACCAGUGUCGUAACCAGGACGAGCCGGGUUAUGUUUUGUCGGACGUGCAUACUACUUGUCGCAGUGGGACCCCCCGCAAACUGAAUGUUUGGCGAUAGAAAGUGGUGCAGCUACAGCUAGCAGCUUGUUAGCUUGUGACCAAUAGCAACAAUGGGCACGAAGCGGUGUUUAAAGAGCGCAAGAACAUUUUAUUUUCUGACCCUCAUCCUGAUAGUCUUCAUCAAAGGAAUAGCAGCUGAUGAAGAACAGCUCGAGAAUGACGGAUCAGAGCUAAAGUCUUAUCAUGACCCAGACUUGGAAGAAGAAGACACACAUGUUGUGUCUGACAUUGUGUCAGAUACCGACUCUGGUCAUGAUGUCUCCUAUCCAGAAGAGGUGAAACAGUUACCUGGUGAUGAGCUGGAGGGAGAGGAGAAGGAGGACCUUCCCGAUCAGCCUCCAGUGGCUGAGGAGAAGCCUAAAGAGGUUCCAGUGGUGAAUGGAGGUACAGCCGACGGAGAGCCCUGCAUCUUUCCAUUCCUGUUUCAAGGAAAGGAGUACUCUGAUUGUACCACUGAUGGAAGGGGUGAUGGAAGGUUGUGGUGUGCCACAGAGUAUGACUAUGAUCAAGAGAAAAAGUGGGGGUUCUGUGAAACGGAGGAGCAGGCAGAGCAGAGACUGCAAGCAGAGGAGGCUGAGGAGAAGUAUCAGAAUCUCCUGCACAUGCUCAAUGCAACCACCAGAAGAAGUCAGAAGAAAGAAUUAUACGAGAAGCUGCUGAAGGUGGCAGAGAAGGGCCACCAGAAAGCCAUGGAGAAGGUGGCAUACGCCAUGCUCUUUGGAGACUACAUGACCCAGAACGUCACCAAGGCCAAAGAAAUGUUUGAGAAGCUUGCUAUCGACGGCUCUCCCAAAGCUCAGAUGGCUCUUGGCUUUCUGUAUGCCUCAGGACUUGGCGUGAACUCAAGUCAAGCUAAGGCCUUGGUCUACUACACCUUUGGCGCACUUGGUGGAAACUUGGUAGCUCAUAUGAUUCUGGGAUAUCGAUACUGGGGAGGCGUGGGCGUUCCCCAGAGCUGUGAGUCAGCACUAACACACUAUAGGCUUGUGGCAAAUCAAGUGGCCAGUGACGUGUCUCUCACAGGGGGCUCUGCGGUGCAGAGGAUCAGGCUCCUGGAUGAGGUGGAGAAUCCUGGCUCCACUAGUGGGAUGUUGGAAGAGGACCUCAUCCAGUACUACCAGUUCUUAGCUGAAAAGGGAGAUGUACAAGCUCAGGUGGGACUGGGUCAACUACAUCUGCAUGGAGGGCGAGGAGUAGAACAAAAUCAUCAGAGGGCGUACGACUACUUCACCCAGGCUGCAAACGCAGGGAACACGCAUGCUAUGGCAUUCCUCGGCAAGAUGUACUCAGAAGGUAGCGAGUUUCUCCCCCAGAACAAUGAGACGGCCCUGCAUUACUUCAAGAAGGCAUCAGAGUUGGGUAAUCCAGUGGGACAGAGUGGCCUUGGCAUGGCGUACCUCUAUGGAAGAGGUGUCCCUGUGAACUAUGAGCUGGCACUAAAAUACUUCCAGAAGGCAGCUGAGCAGGGCUGGGUGGACGGACAACUCCAGCUGGGCACCAUGUACUACAAUGGCAUUGGUGUGAAGCGCGAUUACAAACAGGCGCUUAAGUUCUUUAACCUGGCCUCACAGGCAGGCCACAUCCUGGCUUUCUACAACUUGGCCCAGAUGCAUGCAACUGGGACUGGUGUGAUGCGCUCCUGCCACACUGCUGUGGAGCUUUUUAAGAAUGUUUGUGAGCGCGGGCGCUGGUCAGAGCGUCUUAUGACGGCCUAUGGCAGCUUUAAGGAGGGAGACUCUGAUGCUGCACUGGUGCAGUACCUCCUACUGGCUGAGCAGGGCUAUGAGGUGGCCCAGAGCAACGUGGCAUUCAUUCUGGACCAGACAGAAGGAGCAAAGAUCUUCACUGAAAAUGAGACGUAUCCUCGUGCUUUGCUCUACUGGACGCGAGCUGCAGCACAAGGUUACACUGUGGCACGGAUAAAACUCGGGGACUACCACUUCUAUGGCUAUGGCACGGAUGUGGACUAUGAGACGGCCGUCAUCCACUACAGACUGGCGUCAGAGCAGCAGCACAGCGCCCAGGCCAUGUUCAACCUUGGUUACAUGCAUGAGAAAGGACUUGGCAUAAAACAGGACAUCCAUCUGGCUAAACGAUUUUACGACAUGGCUGCUGAAGCCAGUCCUGAUGCCCAGGUCCCAGUUUUCCUGGCUCUGUGCAAGUUGGGUCUGGUUUACACCUUGCAGUACAUGCAGGAUCUUAAUAUGAAGGAGGCCAUUUCUCAGGUGGAUCUGGACCAGCUACUAGGACCGGAGUGGGACCUCUACCUCAUGACUGUCAUAGCCUUGCUGCUGGGCACAGUCAUUGCCUACAGACAGCGCCAGCACCAAAUCGUGGUGCGCCCCCGACCUCCUGCCGCCGCUCCAGCAACCCCCCCCAGAGCACCUCAGGACCAGCCACAGCCUCACGCCGAGCCACAGGAUCAGGGAGAAACGCAAGACCAGGGUGCAGCCCAGGAGGAAGACGAGCAGCAGUGAAAGGAAGUCAGAUGGAGUGAGGGCAGUGAGAGACAGACUCUGCCAGACUACUGCAAGGAGCAGCUGGUGCCUUCUAUCUGAAUACCUGCUUGUGUGAGCACGACUCCCACUCUCUCUGCUCCCCUCCAAAAUCUGAAAACACGACUACGACGUUCAAUCUCUCAACUCUCUUAUGUUUAAAAUAUGCUGGUCCUUUGCUGAGAGCGAGACUGUCGAGGUGUUUAUUGACAGCAGCGUUAAGAGCAAAACGGAGACUGGGGACUUGUUAGCGUGUGACUCAGGAUACUCCCAGAAGCACCCGCAUCUGCUCCAUGGAAAUAUCCCUGCAGUUGCCAGAUCAAAUGUUUUCCUCGGACUCGAAUAAUCAGACUGCAAAGUUGGAAUCUAAUAUGCACAUUUAGAGUUUUUACUUUGAGAAAGUUGCACUCAAUUAAACUGCUUCAAUCCUAAUUUUGUGCAGAAUUUAGAAAAUAAGAUACAAGCAGCAAAAUGUGAACUCAUUUUAUUUGAAGCCCAGUCCUGCUGAUUAAAGAUUCACAUUUUUGCAGGUUUUCUCUGAGCAUUUUGACAAAUUAAAUUUUUAUUAGAUCCUUAACAAAUCCCACAUACAUGUUUUGAUGAUAACUUAGUUAUUUGGGUGUUUGCUUUGGAGUUUAGCAAGGGAGGUUUUUGUUAAUUCAGCGUUAGCAACAGUGCUAUAACCGUAACUGUACUUAAGCCAUGGAAGUUGAACAGAUCAUUUGAUUGAUGGAAAAUCUUGACUGGAUGUAGGUUGUUUAUGAUUUUAUCAGUGCAGCAGGACUCUAGAAAGAAGAAGCUGCUGCUGAAGUGGAGCUGACGUCCAUAAUGUAAGCAGAGACACACAGUCCAGUAAAAGGAAGCAGAGAACAGUGUUUGAAGGUCGCUGUACGUUCCCUUCAUUCACUGGCCACUUGGUCUGGUCCACACCUGCAGCCUGAUGCAAUGCACCAAAUCUGCUUUAACAUAAUUUCUCACAAAAGCUGAGGAAUUCUAAUCUUAUCAAAGUAGGAUUUAUGGUAUUUGUGUUCAUUUUACAGGUGUAGCUAACAAAGUGACCCGUGUCAUUUCUGCUAAUCUAGAAUUCUUCUUGGGUUGAUUCUAGUUGUUGAGUCUUACGGUUCAUUACUUUAGGAACAGUUUUGUUUUGGGAUGUCUGCUUAGGCAGAAACUGGGGCAGCUUUAAACACGACAUGGCAUCAAACUCUAAAUUAAUCUGAAUUGAUUUUUUUUUUUUUUCUUUCAUGUUUGGUUACACAUUAGCUGUUCUCUGUAUAUUUCCAGACCCACAACAAAACUCCCAAUAGGAGCAAAAUGUUAAAAUUGGCCAUUGAUCAUAGAAAUGUCUAGUUUAUUUAUUUGAUUUGUUAAAUUACAGUGUCUGCUUGUUAGAAUUUGCUUUCGGGAACGAGGGGCCGAUGAUUUCACAGGAAGAACAGGAACGUCGCUGCGUCCACACACGUCACAGUUUGUGUGUGAUGAAACCAGGUCAAGGUUAUUCACUGCAUUUUUAUCAUCACCGUUUGUAAAGAAACAAAUAAAUGACCUCUGAGCCUUUAAUGCUUGACAGGUUAACUUGA